AUACUAGUCACUGCGUAAUGAGGGGAAUCGCGUAAUUUCCGGCAUAAACAGGGAUUUUCCAAUUUGGUUUAAAAUACAUCGCUUUGAUAAACAAGGAAGGAUUACUUAAGAAAACAGAUCUACUGCAAGCAUGUGGCGGAUCAAAGAUCUACAACUAUGUACUGUUUUGAUUAUCUUGUGGCUUGGGAUUGCUUUCUGUGAUUCAGAUGACUUUGAUUCCAAUCAUUCCGAUUUUGAAAGCAGUUACAAUGUGGUAAGGAAUGCCACCAUGUCUAUUGCGGCCAUCAUUGGAAUCGUGGUCGGGCUGAUCAUCCUCGUCAUAGUUGUCUCUAUAGUCGUCGUCUGCUGUUGUUGUAUGCGAAGGCAAAGGUCAGCUGGUCAGGUGUACAGACAACCAGCCAAUCAGAUGAUUAUCACCACAGGAACACAACAGUCCUAUCCAAACCAGUAUCCUCCUCAGCAACCUUAUACACAGUACCCCACAGCUCAAAACCAGUACCCUUACCAAGGGUAUGUUCAGCACCCACCCCCUGUACAAGGAGGGUAUUCCCCAGUACAGCAAGCACCACCAAUGACCGGGUCAGGGUACCCCCCUCAGGAGAACAAGGCAGCACCCUCAGCCCCUCCCCCAGAUGAUGGUUACCCACCCUAUCCCACAAACCCCCAACAACCCCCACCCUACCCAGGGAACUGAAAGCAAGGCCAGAGGAAAUAUAUCUUUUCUGGAUAGAAAUCUAUAGAUAAAUUGUGAUAUGACUAAAGUUGAAUCCCAAUUUUGUUAUUACACAUGUAUAAGUAUGUUGUCACUUUUAUUUGGUUUUUAGCUCACCUGAGCCAAAGGCUCAAGUGAGCUUUUCUGAUCACAAUUUGUCCGUUGUCUGUCGUUGUCGUUGUCGUCGUCGUCGUUAACUUUUCACAUUUUCAUCUUCUUCUCAAGAACCACUGGGCAGGUUUCAACCAAAUUUGGCACAAAGCACCACUAGGUGAAGGGGAUUCAAGUUUGAUCAAAUGAAGUGCCAUGCCCUCUUUAAAGGGGAGAUAAUUGAGAAUUAUUGAAAAUUUGUUGGUAUUUUUCAAAAAUCUUCUCAAAAAUUAUUUGGCCUGAAAAGCUUAAACUUGUGUGGAGGCAUCAUCAGGUAGUGUAGAUUCAAGUUUGUUCAAAUCAUGGUCCCCGGGGGUAGGGAGGGGCCACAAGAGGGGGAUCAAGUUUUUCAUAGGAAUAUAUAGAGAAGAGCUUUAAAAAUCUUCUUCUCAAAAACUAUCAGGCCAGAAAAUCUCAAAUCAAAAUGGAAGCAUCCUCAGGUAGUGUAGAUUCAAGUUUGUUCAAAUCAUGGUCCCCGGGGUUAGGGUGGGGCCACAAUUGUGGGAUCAAGUUUUAAAUAGGAAUAUAUAGAGAAAAUCUUAAAAAAUCUUCUUCUCAAAAAUUAUUAGGCCAGAAAAGCUCAACUUUGAGUGGAUGUAUCCUCAGGAAGUGGAGAAUCAAGUUUGUUCAAAUCAUGAUCCCCGGGGUAGGAUGGGGCCACAAUUGGAGGAUCAAGUUUUACAUAGGAAUAUAUACAGAAAAUCUUUAAAAAUCUUCUUCUCAAAAACUAUAAGGCCAGGAAAGCUCAACUUUGAGUGGAAGCAUCCUCAGAUAGUGUAGAUGCAAGUUUGUUCAAAUCAUGGUCCCCGGCAGUAGGGUGGGGCCACAAUAGGGGGAUCAUGUUUUACAUAGGAAUAUAUAGAGAAAAUCUUUGAAAAUCUUCUUCUCAAAAACUAUAAGGCCUGAAAAGCUCAAAUUAAAAUGGAAGCAUCCUCAGGUAGUGUAGAUUCAAGUUUUUUCAAAUCAUGAUCCCCGGGGGUAGGAUGGGGCCACAAUUGGGGGAUCAAGUUUUACAUAGGAAUAUAUACAGAAAAUCUUUAAAAAAAAAUCUUUUAAAAACUUUUUGGCCAAGAAAGCUCAAAUUGGCGUGUAACCAUCCUCAGAUAAUGUAGAUUAAAGUUUGUUCAAAUCAUGGUCCCUGGGGUAGGGCGGGGCCACAAUGGGGGAUAAAUUUUUAUAUAUGUAUAGAGAAAAAGUCUUCUUCUCAAAACUAUUAGGCCAGGAAAGCCCAAAUUUGAGUGGAGGAUCCCCAGAUCAUAAAGAUUCAAGUUUGUUUAUUAAUAGUCCAGGGGUAGGGUGAGGCCACAAUGGGGGAUGAAUUUUUACUUAGGAAUAUAUAGAGAAAAUCUUUAAAAAUCUUCUUUUUAAAGACUAUUUGGCCAGAAAAGCUUAAGCUUAUGUAUAGAGGCAUCCACAGGUAGUGUAAAUUCAAGUUUGCAAAAUCACAGUCCCUAGUGGUAGGGCGGGACCGUGAUGGCGAUUUGAAUUUUUACAUAGGAAUAUAUAGAGAAAAUCUUUAAAAAUAUUCUGGUAAAGUUUUCGGUCCAAAACUCAGUACUUAGUGUGAAAGCACAGGUUAUGCAGAUUUAAGUUUGAUGAAACCAUGAUUCCCUAGAGAAAAGUGGGGCCACGAAAUGGGGAGGGGGGGGGUAUAUAGGAAUAGAGAAAAAUCUUCUUACAGGUACAACAACAAAAGGGGCUUGGUAUUUACCAAAAAGCAAGAUCUACUGUAUUCAGUUGUCAAGAUAUCUUGAUACUGCAAUGCUAAUUUGAUCAGAAUUAAGGCAAUUGUUGCUCAAGUGAGCGAUUUGGCCCCUGGGCCUCUUGUUUUUUCAUGUACUAUGAUGUUUGGGAUAAAAUACUCUUUAUUGUUAAUAAAUUCUUUUUAGUACAAUACAGACUCAAUUAAGGUAUUAAAUGUAGUUUUUGCUUUUUUAUGUAAUGUGAAUUUAUUUAUUUUGCCAGAGUAGAGGCUCAAUUAUAAGAAUUUUUUUAUUAUAGGGUUGCUUUUUUAUAUGAUUUUAUAUUUUACUUUUAAUAUGUCACCAAAAUUUACAAGUUUAUGUUAAUACUAAAGCAUCCGCAUCAAUAUUUGUGUUACUUGACAUGUAUUUUGCCUAGAUAUGUACAGCUACUUGAUUUAUUCUCUGAACUCUUUUAUGCUUUUUUUCCCCAAGAACUUUUUUUAUUUAUUUUUUUUAUUGAACAUGUUCUUUUUUUUUUUUUUUUUUUUUUUUUUUGCAAAUGAUCAAAAUAUUGUAUAUUAUUUUGCCUAUACUCUUUCAAACCUACAUUAUUGUUUUGUUCCAUCACAUUAUUUUUCAGGUGAAAAUUCUCACUGCUCUUCAUUCAAAUCAUGUUAAACUUUGUUGAAGACAAUUUGUUGCCAUAUUACAUGAGCAUAUUUUGUAGAAAGCAUGCAUUAGAUGUAUAUUCUUAUUUUACUUUUAUGAGUGAGUGAUUAUAUAUUAUCUUGAAUUAUACAUGUGUCUUGGAACAUUCUCGAUAUAAAAAUUUUUAUAUAAAAAAAAACGUGUCUUGCUGAAGAGGUGCACGAAACUGUAUAGAUUGAACUACUAGUCAACUAGAUAAGAUGAAGUUUUAAUGAAGUCAUCUUUGAUCUUGGAAUAUGUAAUUUUGUUUUUGUUAAUUUUACACAAACUGUGUUUAAUUAUUGAUUACUUGAUGUGAAUGCUUCAAAAAUUUUAAUUUUAAUGUUUUAUUAUACCUAUUUUUAUUGCAACAAAUUUACUUGAUUAUCAAUGUGAUACUCAGUUAUUUCAUUAAAUUUUUGUAAUCUGGAUGAGUCAAAAGAAUGAAUAUAAUUAUGUUCCAAACAUUAAUUAUGAAAAGCCAUAAGUCAUUCAGUUGAAUUGUUUUUCUGUAUAAACUACAGAGUACUGUACACAUAAUGUACGAUAUUUGUCUGUGUAAUCUAUAAAUUGUUUCUGACAGACUAUGCAGCUUUCAUUUUUGAUCCAACACAAGUAAUUUUUCGUAACUUUGCAGUUAUGUGAUAUACCUUUUGUUAAAGCAUUAUAUCCAUCAUAAUGAUAAUGUUUAUAAUAAUUUUAUUAAGGGCCACAAUGGAAAUGUGGAUUAUUUGAAAAUUUGUCAUAUCUUUGAAUCAAGUUACAGCUGCAUGUAAUUUGUUUGUUUUAAAAUGUAGUAUACAAUGAUAUAUUUUGAUAUACAUGUAUGAGUAUAUUUUUUCAUUUUUGCACAAAGGAGAUGAAAGCUUUUUAGCAUUAAUUUUUGGAUCACUUUUCGUUUGGUGUUGGUCUGUUUACUUUUUAAAUUUUGACUUAUCAUCUGACUGACUGUCUGUGAGAUUUUUUAUUGAAUUUUCAACUACUUGUCCAGGGCAAGAUUCAACGAAACAUGUCACAAAGCAUCCAUAGGGCAAAUAUCUAAACUUUUUACAUAUUUUUUAUCAACUUCUUCUCUAGAGCCAAUUUUUAAACAAUUUUUUCACAUUGAAAGUAUUUCUGGGCAUGGGAAAAGCUUGUGAAUUUUUUAAUAAAGAGCCAGAGAUCCACAUCAAAGAAUUACAUUUUUAUAUUAUGACCUCGGGGACACAAAGAAAAUACUUUAAUAGUAUGAAACUAAGCCUAUGUUUAUGAUUUUUAUGCAUGCAUGCUAUACCGUACAUGUUUAUUAAUAGUAUGUCGAAAACAAUUCCUAUAUUAAUAUGUUUUUUUUUCCUUAAGUCAAAUUGUCAAUAAUUGAAUAGAAAGCAGACUGAUUUGCAGAUGAAUAAAAAAAAAUUUGCUUGAAUUUUUUUUUUAUAAAUAAUAUUAAAUAUUAAACAGAAAGAACUAUAUAUGAUAAGAGUUAAAUUUGGCCCCCAUAAUUCGCCAUUUUUUAAGUGUUUCGGGUACAAUAAAAUGUUAACUAAUUUUUUAGAAGAGUUGAUAUAAAAUAUAUUUUUCAUCUAUUUAUUUGAUUUAUUUGCACUCACUGGCAGUAUAUGACGUCAGAAGUGACGCCAUUUCUAUAAUUCAAUCAAAAUCAGCCAAAAAUUGACAUAUCUUUUUACGAAUGGGAAAUAUAGAGCGCAUGCUUGAACAAGGAACAUUUUUUUGUCACUUAUUAGUCAUGUCUAGAUACAUCUCUGAUUAAAAUAUUUUAUUUGUUCAAGAAUGCGCUUUAUCUUUUCAGAAGGAAACACUGCUUGAAAACAAGCUGUUUUACGCUAAAAAUGCAAAAAUGGCGGGAAAAGGUUGUCUAUACAAUGUCAUAUUUCUAAAUUGUGGGCACUUGAACAAAAAUGAAUAUCAUGUAAACACAUCACAUGCAUAUCUGUACUAAGAAAACAAAGAAUGAUAGUAAAAUGAUGAUGUUUAUUUUAGGGGGCCAUUUUAGGCUCUUAUCAUAUAUAGUCCUUUAGAGAAGUUAUUCUAUUAUAUUGUAUCAAAUAUAGUUAGAAGCUAUUUGCAAUAUUCAUUUUUUCGGGUAAAAAGACAUUGUUGCACAGGUGAUCCAAGUGGCCAAUGUAUGUGUUUCUUGUUUUACAAAAGUUGUAUCAAUAGCACAUGUGAAAUGGAUGCAGAGUCAUCAGAUUUUGUAUUUCGUUUUUCUAUUACCGAUGAUAAAUGCAACAAUUCAUUUGCAGUAUAUGUAUAAUAAAAUAUUUAAUGCAUGUUUAAAUCUACAUUAUUAUUCUUUAUUUGUUCACUUUUAACAUGUUUAGCGAUUCUUCUUCUUUUGAUAAACCAAGGGUUAUUUAUUGGU
This is a messenger RNA of Magallana angulata, 5596 nucleotides long. RefSeq names its product calcium-binding protein P-like. The coding region runs from base 131 to 694 and encodes 187 amino acids. NCBI's taxonomy places the organism in Eukaryota, Metazoa, Mollusca, Bivalvia, Ostreida, Ostreidae. The record is from RefSeq and is a predicted model, not a curated record. The transcript has 5 exons.